AUGGCUGAAGAACAACCCUGUUGCAGCAGCGGCUAUCCUUUUGCCUGCAAAGGAGGAAUAAGCACCCUGGAGAGGAGGCAUUCGAGCAUACCAGACACAGACAGCUAUUCUAAACCCUGCACUUCCAGCGAGGAUAGUUUUGAGCUGCAAAGCAGCACAGGGUCGGAUGCUAAAAGCUUUGAUCAAAGCAAAAAGAAAGGUGAAGGCUAUCCAUCCCAUCGAUUAAAACACAGCCGGAAAGGGGGUGAAAAAAUCCAUCAUCUAGAGCUCUCUUCACUCUACGCUGACAAAGCAGGGAACGCCGGGCAGAUGUUGCAACGCCAAAAGGUGGUGCCAAACAGAAGUAGUUCAUCUGCUUCUGACCUCAGCGUUGUCAGUCGAGGUUCCUCGAGUUCCUUGUCUGUCGCGGAAGAGAAAAUUGAAGCCAAACUCAAAUUCUCUCAGUUCCUUAACGAAGUUACAUUCCGAGUGCUUGACCCUGUGAGCCUGAAAGCCUUCAGAGCUGCCAAGCUGAAAAGCAGCCUAGGCUCUGGUGGGAGAAGUCUUGACGAUUUGCGUAUUAAAAAGAAAGCCCACCAGAGCCGGAAAACAAAUGCUCCGGUCCAAAAGUCACCUCAAGAAGCAGACCUUGAGAGCUUGAGAAGCGACGACACUGCUGCCAGUGCACGGCGGCGCAAGCUUGAGAAAUCAUUGUCUUUAGACACUGACCCCUUGCUCGUGCGACACAGUAAUGAAAUUGUGUGUCAUGUGAGACCUGCUCCACCGGGAGAGACCUUUGUUUCACAAAGCAGUGAAAUGCCUGUGAGAAAAUCUGCCUCCUUGUCUCGAAGUAUCAGCACGGCCUCUGCGGCAGAGAUGGAGAAGAUCAGGGUACGAAAUUCCUGGGUGCCAACCUGCCUAUGGCAAUCUAGAAUACUGCAGGGCAGGCUCGCAAAAUCUUCACCUACCCUCUGGGACAGCACGCUGCAAGAACAGAAGGGGGAACUGCGCAAGCGUCUCUCCUACACAACCCACAAACUGGAAAUGCUUGAAACAGAAUUUGAUUCUACGCGCCAAUAUCUUGAAGUAGAACUGAGACGCGCUCAGGAAGAACUUGAAAAAGUGACAGAAAAACUGAGAAGGAUCCAAAACAAUUACCUAGCCUUACAAAGAAUUAAUCAAGACCUAGAAGACAAACUGUACAGGAUGGGUCAACAUUACGAAGAAGAAAAAAGAGCUUUAAGCCACGAAAUAAUAGCCCUCAAUAACCACUUAAUAGAAGCCAAGGUGACAAUUGAUAAACUGUCCGAAGAUAAUGAGCUCUAUAGAAAGGAUUGCAAUUUAGCUGCUCAACUGCUCCAGUGUAGCAAGAAUUACGACAGGGCGCAUAAACUUUCUGAGCUACCGUCUGAAUUUCAGGAACGCGUGAGCAUCCACCUGGAGAAGCAUGGGUGCAGCCUUUCAGUACCUCUGUGUCACACCUCAUUUGCAGACAACAUCCCAACUUGUGUCAUUGCUAAAGUACUAGAAAAGCCUGACCCAAACAGUCUGUCGUCACGCUUGUCAAGCCCAUCUGCUAGAGACCUUGCCUUCCAAGACUCAGUUGGGAAGCUUGGCCCAAGGCCUCAGUAUAAGUCUGACAUCUACUGCAGCGAUACAGCCCUUUACUGCCCUGAUGAGAGAAGAAGGGAAAGGAGACAGAGCGUUGAUAUGCAGGUUAAAGAUGUUGGCUUUUUGAGGUCCCAGAAUUCCACGGACAGCACUGUGGAAGAAGAUGGUUUCCAUUCCAGCUUUUCUCACGAAGCUUUCCCAGAAUACGUUACCUCUUUACCGACAUCUAGCUCCUACUCCAGCUUCAGCGUAACGUCAGAGGAGAAGGAGAAUGCCCAAGCCAGCACGCUGACUGCCUCCCAGCAGGCGAUUUACAUGAGCAGCCGUGACGAGAUGUUUGAAAGAAAGCCAUCUUCAGGUUACGACCACCAGGGGAGUCCCCGGUUUGCCAAGUCGAAAUCCAUUCAGCACAUGGAGUUGGCUGACGACAAUGAAGACUCCCCAACCUUCACCAGGACUAUGUCGCCUUAUUCGAACGAGCCUUAUCAUUUCUCGGCCAUACCUACUCAGCAAGCUAUAGCGUCUCAGAAAAUGCGUAGUGAGUGCAGGAAUACCCACCUGUCAGAAGAGGACCUGCCUGGCCGGUGGAGGCAGCUGAGCGUUGAGGAUAUUGGGGCGUAUUCUUACAGAAACAGUGGCAGGCUUUCACCCUGCAGUUUUUCAGAGCAGUAUUAUAGGAGCCCCAUAAAGAAAGCGGACAGCCGGUCAAGUCCCAUUUAUGCUAGUUACAAGGCAGACAGUUUCUCGGAAGGAGAUGAUCUUUGUCAAAGCAGGCUUGUGGACUCUUGCUUCCUGAGAACAGACAGUGGCUUGAAUAUUGACAUCAGUGCUAGUUGUCAACAGGACAAGCUGGCCUUGUACAAAACAAAAGAACCGAGAGACAAAAAAAAUGAAAGAAUCACAGUCCAGGUGUGCAGUAGCAAAAGUAUUGAAGGCAGCCCGGUGUUGAAAAGAGAGUAUGUUGAUGUUAGCCCCAACAGUUCAGCCGAGUCUCUCAACCAGAGUUCUAUGGAGGCAUCGGAGAUCCACCAGUCUUCCAUUGAUCAAGGAAGCCAUUCAAGCAUUCAUAGCAAACAGCAGCAAUUCCAACGGACUGGAAGUACCGGCUUGAGUCGGAAGGAUAGUCUCACAAAAGCACAACUGUAUGGGACUCUCCUAAACUAA
Messenger RNA from Eublepharis macularius, 2754 nucleotides. RefSeq names its product brain enriched guanylate kinase associated (gene BEGAIN). Bases 1 to 2754 code for a protein of 917 amino acids. The transcript is spliced from 8 exons. The record is from RefSeq and is a predicted model, not a curated record. Lineage: Eukaryota; Metazoa; Chordata; Lepidosauria; Squamata; Eublepharidae. Gene Ontology annotation, cellular component: synapse.